Arachis duranensis is the source of this 580-nucleotide messenger RNA. RefSeq lists its product as uncharacterized. Lineage: Eukaryota; Viridiplantae; Streptophyta; Magnoliopsida; Fabales; Fabaceae. The transcript is spliced from 4 exons. The coding region runs from base 1 to 420 and encodes 139 amino acids. The record is from RefSeq and is a predicted model, not a curated record.
AUGAUGCACGGUUUUAAGUUUUCCAGGUUGUUUUUUCCUUCUGUUUUUGGGUCUGAGCUUUUGUGGCUUCUAACUAAAUCUAUUGUAUCCAGUUUUCUUCUUAUUAGGACUUCGGUGAAAUAUCAUUCCAUGCACCACCCAGCCCCAACUAUCACCACCCUCGCAGUCGUAGACACUACACCACCCAGCAGGCCAGCACCAUCCAACGGCACCCCAGCGCCACCAACAGGACCAAUCUGGCCACCUGCAACACCGUUUGUGGCCACCCAUAGCAGUACUGCUGCGUUUCUGGCCUGGCCACCCACAACACAGCAGCCACUGGUUGGCCUUCUUCCAGUGCUCUUCCUCGUUCCCAUCCACUUGAGUUCAGGUUGGUUUGCAUUAAGAAGUUUAGCUAUUUUGUUGGAGAAGGCACUAUAACUUUGCUAUCAGUUUAAUGACAAUUCAUUUUUAUUUUCAGUUGUGUUGACUGUUGAACUAUUAAACUUCUUUAAUUGUCGUAUUUGAAUUCUGUUGUCGUUAAAUUUCAUUAGAUCAAGACUUUGUUAGAUAUUGUGUAUUUUGGUUUGUCGAUUUCAAU